This is a messenger RNA of Malassezia vespertilionis, 1044 nucleotides long. RefSeq lists its product as uncharacterized. Lineage: Eukaryota; Fungi; Basidiomycota; Malasseziomycetes; Malasseziales; Malasseziaceae. The record is from RefSeq and is a predicted model, not a curated record. Bases 1 to 1044 code for a protein of 347 amino acids. The transcript has a single exon.
AUGCGCACCUCUGCACUUUUCUUGGCAUCCGCAGCUACGCUUGGCGCCGUUUCGGCUGCUCUUCCUGACAGGAUUAACGUGCGUGUGAAAAAUCUCUCCCCGGAGGACACCGUCUAUGACCACUCGCGCGGUCUAUUCUACCAGUCGAACCUUUGGAAAGGUCUGAUCGAAGUGUACAACCCGAAGGAGAGGUCGCAUAUUAACGUCCGCAUUGACGGCGUGUCUUCGAGCGGCGAUGGCAACCAGCAAAUGUCUGGUCUGUCGCUGAACAAGCACAACAAGGCUUCGCGUCUUUACGCCGUGGCGAAGAACGCCAACGCGUUCAACUUUAACGACCAGAAAAACAAUGGUCCUUCGUCGUUCCACGCAUUUGACCUUCCUUUGAAGGAGUCGAGCAAGCCCCUCUGGUCUAUUGACAUGAACAAGAUUCAGGACAAGUUUGAAAAGCAGUUUGGCACUCGUCCUUUCGGUAGCGUCGACUCCACGCAGGACAACGACGGCAACUCGUACAUUUGCUUUGCCCUCGGUAUGCCUGCCAUUGCCAAAGUGAGUCCCGACGGCAAGUCCUUUGAGGCCUGGGCCCACGAGGACAGCAACGGCAAGCAGCGCCCUGGCUACAGUGGCAUUGCUUACGACCCUGCGACUGACCGCAUCCUUGCUUACGGCGGCAACCGUCCCCUUACCGCAUUCAACGUGAAGAGCAAGAACCCCAAGGCGCACCCCGUCCAGAUUAACGGCAACUUUGGCUCUCUUAAUGGCGCUGAGAAGCUUACGUACGUCCCUGUCAACGGCAAGAGCGUUUUGGUCGCUGCCCGUGCCCCCGACGCUAUUGCGUUCCAGUCUAACGACAACUGGAAGACUGCCAACAUGAAGUCUACACACCGUGAUGAGCUCAGCGACAGUGGCUUUACCGCUGUCACCGACUACUAUGACGGUAACGACCACGGCAUCUACGCUAGCAGCGCCUUUUUCGGCGACGGUGUCCACGGUGGUCGCUCCUCGUGGCCUCUUUACAAGCUCGACGAGAGCAUCAUGAACUUUUAA